CCACCAGUGCGCGUUGUUGCAGAGUCACUGCGACUGGUCCGAGUGUAAACAAGGCGACCGAGAGAAGAAAGGUCUCGAAAGAGGCCUUAAUUCGCCCCGGUUAUCACUGCCGUGGCUUCAAAUUUAUGGUUUACUUGUCAGGCGAUUUCGUUGUAUGAGUCGUGUCGACUAUAAACGGGCAUAAAAAAGACAGUUGCGGUGUUUACGCGGAGACAGUCGAUGAGGGCACAGAUCUACAGCUAGCCGUAAGCUAGUCGCACUGGAAACCUCAAUAUUCGAGGGCAUUUUACUGCUGAAACCUCCUGCAUGCCCUGGACAUUUUUCUCUUUAUACUGUGGCCAGGAUUUUCUGAACCCUGGGUGGCUGGUCAGAGCUGCCUCCUCCCAGCAUGGAGGCAGGAAGAAAGGACUGUGAAGAGGAGACUCUACAGACAGCCUUCAAGAAGCUAAGGGUCGAUGCUGAGAGUUUGUCUGGCACUGUGAAUGUUUCUGAAUCCUUGGCUCCCAGAGCGAUUUCACGGACCUGCCCUGAGGCCAGUGGCACUAAGCCCAAACUCAACUGCCCCAAGGACAACUGGCAUGGCUCUAUGAGGAAAACGUCUAGAGGAACAUCCAGGAGCCAAAGGCGUCGCAGGUCAAAGUCUCCCAUCCUCCACCCGCCCAAGUUUACCUACUGCAGCAGCACUGCAACCUCUUCACUGUCGCCCUCUAGUGGCUGCCUGAAGCAUCAGUGCUUGGCCGUGCCUGAGUCUGUGGAGCCCUGUCACGCUGCUGAUAGGAGAGCCCCCGCUACCUUGGCUGUCUCAGCCCAGAAAGAGCUCUCUUCCUUGGGUGCCUCCAGCCAUAUCCCUCCCCCUGUGUUUGGAGCAGGAGCUGUGGUUGCCCCCUCUUUAUCCCAAGAGAUGCCCAGCACUACUAUAGUCACAUCGAGGCAGAAUUGCGGGAGUGCGGGAACGGCUCGGGCCAUUAAAGGUAGCGGCCAAGAAAAGGAUGCCUGCAAUGGGGAAGGCUUGGGUGCAGCAGGCCCGAGGGGAUCCAAACCUGGCGAAGCCUCUGACUUCCAGGCACUGUCAAAGCUCCAUGGUGGCAGCACCACAGUAGGCUCCUGCGCACUGUGCUCCUGUUCCCAGAGAGAGAAACCCAAUCGAGAGGAAAAUCGGGAAAAGGACGGGCAGGGGGCAGGGUCUACAUGCCAGUGCCAGUCCAAAUGCCUGCCCGUUCAACCGGACUGGCAGGGCAUCGAGGUGUACUCCUUCACAGGGCUCCGCAAUGUCAUCUCCGAGAGCGAAUGGAGCCAGCCAGGUCUAGACGAUGCUGGGCAUGUAAGCCACCCUCAAAACGACUCCAGAACUCAUAGAAGCUCCAGCAAUACCACCACCACAGCCACAUCACCGUCAUCACUGUCGCCUUCGCCACUGUCAUCAGGCUCCCCUCGCUCAUGCUCGGAGCAGGCGCGGGCCUACGUUGAUGACAUCACGAUAGAGGACCUUUCUGGCUACAUGGAGUACUACCUGUAUAUCCCCAAGAAGAUGUCACACAUGGCAGAAAUGAUGUACACUUAAGACAGAUUUCUCUAAUAAGAUUACAGAUAGUUACAAUAUCAAAGAAGGAAAUGAAAAAGAGAAAAUUAUCAUUUUCCAUUUCUAAGAUUAGAUGGAAGAUGUGGAUGUGAAAUGUUGAAAAACGGUAAAAGAAGGGCUCCUUUGUGAGCGUUGUAAUUUAAAUAAUCACAAUUAAGUGUUGUUAACCCAGGGUGAAAUCUCAAUGGUCUUUUUUUUUCUCUCUGUUUUGACCCCCCCCCCCAUCCUCCAUUCUAAAACUGAGAAAGUACAUUAACUUCUAUUUCACAUCAGUUUUGAGUGUUAUCUCCUCCCUUUCAUUCUGUAUGGAUUAUUUCUUUAUUGGGUUUACAAAGAAUGUUGCCAAAGCGCUUGGUGCAUCAUCUCGAAGAACUGAGCUAAGAAUAGUAAUAAGCAAUAUUUUAAUGCCAAGUGUGAUUAUGUUUGUUGUGUUGUGACCUCGAGAGUCACUUUUCUGGAAGAUUCAGUUCACUCAAUAAAGGGGCAAGCUCUCUUUA
Messenger RNA from Lampris incognitus (smalleye Pacific opah), 2076 nucleotides. It is a transcript of the gene oser1, whose product is annotated as oxidative stress responsive serine-rich 1. The record is from RefSeq and is a predicted model, not a curated record. NCBI's taxonomy places the organism in Eukaryota, Metazoa, Chordata, Actinopteri, Lampriformes, Lampridae. Gene Ontology annotation, biological process: cellular response to hydrogen peroxide. Bases 389 to 1561 code for a protein of 390 amino acids. The transcript is spliced from 4 exons.